Messenger RNA from Spea bombifrons (plains spadefoot toad), 4832 nucleotides. It is a transcript of the gene NRXN3, whose product is annotated as neurexin 3. NCBI's taxonomy places the organism in Eukaryota, Metazoa, Chordata, Amphibia, Anura, Pelobatidae. The record is from RefSeq and is a predicted model, not a curated record. The transcript has 21 exons. Bases 219 to 4013 code for a protein of 1264 amino acids.
CUGUGUCCUCCACGCUGUGUGUCCCGUGUGCUGUGUCCUCCACGCUGUGUGUCCCGUGUGGCGUGUUUCUCGUGUGCACUUUGUUUCUGUGUUUUUCCUCCGCAUGUCUUUGUUUUUUUUAAGCCUUUUUUGAGCGAAUGUUUCAAAAAAGGCUGACCUGACGCUGGUUUCUCUCUCUCUCUAAACUCUCUCGACCUGCUCCCCUGGACUCUCGCACCAUGCGCCGCCUCGCAGGAAGAUCCAAAGCGAGAGAGGAGAACGUGGCCACGUUCCGCGGCUCCGAGUAUUUGUGCUACGACCUCUCCCAGAACCCGAUCCAGAGCAGCAGCGACGAGAUCACCCUGUCCUUCAAAACGCGCCAGCGCAACGGGCUCAUCCUCCACACCGGCAAGUCCGCCGACUACGUCAACCUCGCGCUGAAGGGGGGCGCCGUCUCUCUCGUCAUCAACCUCGGCUCCGGGGCCUUCGAGGCCAUCGUCGAACCGACCAACGAUAAAUUCAACGACAACGAGUGGCACGACGUCAAGGUUACACGGAACCUCCGCCAGCUCUCUGGCAUUGGACACUAUAUGGUGACGAUCUCGGUGGACGGCCUCCUCACCACCACCGGCUACACCCAGGAGGACUACACCAUGCUGGGCUCCGAUGACUUCUUCUACGUAGGGGGAAGCCCGAGCACCGCCGACCUUCCGGGGUCCCCCGUCAGCAACAACUUCAUGGGCUGCUUGAAAGAGGUGGUGUAUAAGAACAACGACAUCCGCUUGGAGCUGUCCCGCUUGGCCCGUAUCGGUGACACCAAGAUGAAGAUUAAUGGGGAUGUGGUGUUCAAGUGCGAGAACGUGGCCACCUUGGAUCCCAUCAGCUUCGAGAGCCCCGAGGCCUACAUCAGCCUCCCCAAGUGGAACACCAAACGCAUGGGAUCCAUUUCCUUCGACUUCCGCACCACCGAAGCCAACGGCCUCAUCCUCUUCACGCACGGCAAACCCCAGGACCGGAAGGAGGUCAGGAGCCAGAAGAACACCAAGGUGGACUUCUUUGCGGUGGAGCUGCUGGACGGCCAUCUGUACCUUCUGCUGGACAUGGGAUCCGGGACGAUCAAGGUGAAAGCCACCAGCAAGAAAGCAAACGACGGAGAAUGGUGCCACGUGGACAUCCAGCGGGACGGCAGAUCAGGCACCAUCUCCGUGAACAGCAAGCGCACUCCGUUCACCGCCAGCGGGGAGAACGAGAUCCUGGACCUGGAAGGGGACAUGUACCUGGGGGGGCUUCCCGACAACCGCGCCGGCCUCAUCCUGCCCACCGAGCUCUGGACGGCCAUGCUCAACUACGGCUACGUGGGCUGCAUCCGGGACUUGUUUAUCGACGGGCGCAGUACGAACAUCCGGCAGCUGGCCGAGGCGCAGAACGCAGCGGGGGUGAAGCCGUCAUGCUUGCGCAUGAGCGGCAAACAGUGUGACAGUUACCCCUGCAAGAACAACGCCGCCUGCAGGGACGGCUGGAACCGCUUCGUGUGCGACUGUACCGGCACCGGCCACUGGGGGAGGACCUGCGAGCGGGAGGCCUCCAUCCUGAGCUAUGACGGCAGUAUGUACAUGAAGAUCAUCAUGCCGGUGGUGAUGCACACGGAGGCCGAGGACGUGUCCUUCCGCUUCAAGUCCCAGCGCGCCUAUGGGCUGCUGGUGGCCACGACGUCCCGAGACUCGGCCGACACACUGAGGCUGGAGCUGGACGGAGGGAAAGUCAAACUCACUGUAAACUUAGACUGUAUCAGGAUAAACUGUAACGCCAGUAAGGGACCGGAGACGCUUUAUGCUGGACAGAAGCUAAAUGAUAAUGAGUGGCACACUGUCCGGGUGGUGCGCCGAGGGAAGACCCUAAAACUAACCGUGGAUGAUGAUGUAGCUGAAGGUACUAUGGUGGGGGAUCAUACCCGCCUGGAGUUCCAUAACAUCGAGACUGGGGUGAUGACAGAAAAGCACUUCGCGUCGUCCGUCCCGUCCAGUUUUAUUGGGCACCUUCAGAGUCUCAUGUUCAACGGGCUUCUGUACAUCGACCUGUGCAAGAACGGCGACAUUGAUUACUGCGAGCUGAAGGCGCGCUUCGGCAUGCGCUCCAUCAUAGCAGACCCCGUCACCUUCAGGACCAAGGCCAGCUACCUGACGCUGUCCACCCUGCAGGCGUACACCUCCAUGCACCUCUUCUUCCAGUUCAAGACCAUCUCACCCGACGGCUUCAUCCUCUUCAACAGCGGAGAUGGCAACGACUUCAUCGCGGUGGAGCUAGUAAAGGGGUACAUCCACUAUGUGUUUGAUCUCGGGAACGGGCCCAACGUUAUCAAAGGAAACAGCGACAGACCCCUCAACGACAACCAGUGGCACCACGUGGUCAUCACACGAGACAACAGCAACACACACACGCUGAAGGUGGACACCAGGUCCGUGACCCAGGUCAUCAACGGAGCCAAAAACCUGGACCUGAAGGGGGAUCUGUACAUCGCUGGCCUGGCGCAGGGCAUGUACAGCAGUUUGCCGAAGCUGGUGGCCUCUCGGGACGGAUUCCAGGGCUGCUUGGCCUCUGUUGAUCUAAACGGACGCCUGCCGGAUCUGAUCAGCGACGCUCUGCACCGCAGCGGGCAGAUCGAGCGCGGAUGUGAAGACGCUUUGACCAAAGCUAAUCUACAAGGUCCAUCCACCACAUGCCAGGAAGAUUCCUGCGUGAACCAGGGGGUCUGCAUACAGCAAUGGGAGGGCUUCACGUGUGACUGCUCGAUGACAUCAUACUCCGGAACACAGUGCAAUGACCCCGGUGCCACUUACAUUUUUGGGAAGAGCGGAGGCCUGAUCCUGUACACCUGGCCGCACAAUGACAGACCCAGCACCCGGGCAGACCGCUUGGCGGUGGGAUUCAGCACCACGGUGAAGGACGGCAUUCUGGUGCGGAUCGACAGUACCCCGGGUCUCAUGGACUUCCUGCAGCUGCACAUAGAACAGGGAAAAAUUGGAGUGACCUUUAACAUUGGAUAUACAGACAUUUCUAUCCGCGAGGAAAGCACCCCGGUGAACGACGGGAAGUACCACGUGGUGAGAUACACGCGCAAUGGAGGAAACGCCACCUUACAAGUGGACAACUGGUCGGUCAACGAGCACUUCCCCGGAGGGAACACAGAGCUGUAUCAAAAGAAACCCAUCUAUAAAAUGCCCCGGACGCCAGACGACGGGCAGCACGACAAAGGGCUCGGUAUUUCAGGAAUGGAAGAUGCUACAAGACUCCUGAGUCCGGAGUUCAAGAGAGUGGGACCUCCCUUUCAAAAAGGGCGGCCAUUAACCAUCUUCAACACCCAGGCACAGAUAGCCAUUGGAGGGAAGGACCGAGGACGCCCAUUCCAGGGUCAGCUCUCUGGCUUGUAUUACAAUGGCCUGAAAGUGCUCAAUAUGGCGGCUGAACAUAGUUCUCACAUCAACAUUAGUGGGAGCGUGAGGCUGGUGGGAGAGGUUCCCUCCAUCCUGGGAACAACGCCAACCACCUCUAUGCCACCAGAAAUGUCCACCACCAUUAUGGAGACCACCACCACGCUGGCCACCACCACAACCAGGAAGAACCGAUCUUCUCCAGGAUCCACGCUCACCGACGAGCUCGUCUCCUCGGCAGAAUGCUCCAUCACCAGCGAUGACGAAGACAGCGUGGACUGUGAAUCUGCCACAGGUACGUCAGCAAACCCCACGAUGCCAGGAAGCAGACGGGUCCCGGGGGCUUCUGAGGUGGUCCGGGAGUCCAGCAGCACGACGGGAAUGGUCGUCGGCAUUGUGGCAGCCGCUGCCCUCUGCAUCCUGAUCCUCCUGUAUGCCAUGUACAAGUACAGAAACAGGGAUGAGGGCUCCUACCAGGUGGACGAGACACGGAACUACAUCAGCAACUCUGCCCAGAGCAACGGCGCUCUGCUGAAGGAAAAGCAGCACGGCUCGAAGGGCGGCCACAAGAAGCAGAAAAACAAGGACAAGGAAUACUACGUGUAAACGAGUCCUCAUAUGUGUUAUCAAAGCAAAUACCGGUACGUGAACAAAACAAAAACAGCAAAGGCAGAGCGUGCAUUGCUGCCGAUGUACAGAAAUCUAAAUCCCGCAGACAGUAGCACUAACGUUCCAAGAGCGAGAGACGGAGCAUCCGCUGCCUGGUGCCAGAGGCCUGAGAGAGAGCUGGAGACAGCUAACUUUCCUGCUCAUCUGUAAUAUAAAGCACACUUACUCUAUUGCCAGGGAAGGCAAAAAAAAAGAAAUAUAUAAAUCUACGUAUAAAUAUAUAUAUAUAUAUAAAAUAUAUAAAAAGAAGAAAGCUUAGCGAGCUCCAGCUGACCCGUUCUAGGGCUCUCUCCUCCAGCUGCGUGGGUCCAGUUCAGGAGAACCCCUGGGGUCCAUCGCACCGCCACUGAGAGAGCCUUAAAAUACUAAAGCAAGGACCAGACAUACAGUGACUCUGAAACAUUAUUUAUUUCAACUACUAUGUAUUUAUUUUUUUCCAUUUUUAUGUAUCUGGUUUCAAAAGAUUUUUUUUUUUGGCGGUUUUGUUUCGUUUUGAAAGCUCAAAUAACUUUAUUUAUAAAGAAAAACAACACAUGGCCAAAACGUGGCCAUGUACAGCCAAGGAACUGUAGAUUCCAUGUACAAUACCAGGGCGAGUGAGCGAGUGUGAGUGAGGGUGUGUCUGCGAGGUGAGUGACCGCAACCGAAGAUUGUUGCCAUAUUAAAAAAAUCACGGUGUGUUCUCUUUGCAUAUCAGGUCGUGGUGUCUAUAGAACAUAUUGUUUGCGGUAUGUUUAAAUAAAACACAAAAACAAA